Fusarium tjaetaba is the source of this 1347-nucleotide messenger RNA. RefSeq lists its product as uncharacterized. The transcript is spliced from 2 exons. NCBI's taxonomy places the organism in Eukaryota, Fungi, Ascomycota, Sordariomycetes, Hypocreales, Nectriaceae. The record is from RefSeq and is a predicted model, not a curated record. The coding region runs from base 1 to 1347 and encodes 448 amino acids.
AUGUCGCGGUCUCCAUUGAUGACGGGCGUUACCAUCGCAGCCAUUCUCUCUUUUUUCAUCGUCGUCUUUACUUUUUUCCAAGAAUCAUUAGAAGUUCCGUGGGUGUACGCACAUAACAAAGCAGAAGAGUAUUGGGAUCAUACUUUCUCGUAUCCACCACCACCACAGAACACCACCGCCCCCAACAACUCUACGCCUGAAGUUGAGGAGUUGAACUGCGAAGAUCCGUAUCGAAGACCAGGUUAUCUUUAUAUUCCUGCUGAUAUAAACGGUACCGAUCAGUAUAAGAAGACACAAUGGAUACCCUUUACAGAUGAUCUGCUUGAGGCGGAUGCGCCCGAUUAUGCUGUGUAUCCUUCGGCGGGCAACGUUAUCUUUAAUGCGACGGAACCUGAAGAGAAAUUCGUCGAACUUGCUUCUACACCGCGACAAUGGCUUGCUGAGGCAAUUGCUGAGAGCGACCGACGAAAGAAGGCGAUAAACGCCAAUGGCGAAGCCGGCGUUCAGGCGUUCGCUGAAAUGAAGGAUGACGGCGGCUUCGGCUGGCUCUGGGGUCGUCGCAUCAUCCUCUUCAGCGAUUCAGUCGAUCGAUUCAUGAUGCAAUUCUUCUGCGGCGAGUUCAAGCGCGGCAUGAAGCAGCCCAAGCCACACACCAUCGCCUCCUGCGAUAUUCCCGAGUUCAACUUGACAUUCCACCAUUGGCACUUCGCGGGCAGCAUGACAUACCGACCUGAUUGGUGGUGGAUGGACGACAUGGAAGAAAUAUCCCUCGAAGAACGAUGGGAUAAAUACUGGACUCCCCUGCACGACCAAGUCCGCGGUCCAAAUGGCCACCCCGAUCUAAUCCUCUGGCAAAACGGCCUCUGGGAUCAGCGCGCAUUCUGGGAAGCUGGAGAAGCUAACCACGAGAAAGACGUGUAUCCCAUGGGAACUCGCGUUCGUCAACUAGUCUGGCAAGAAAUCCGCUUCGUCGCUGCUCGAAUCCGCACGUUUGUUGAGAGAAUACACACUGAAUUCGGAGACGCGCCUGUGAUGUUCCGCGCAAUGACUAUGCAUCGUGAGAGCGACGCUAGAGAUGCGAGUAUCUAUGAUCUUGAUAGACUUGCGCGCGCGACGGCGGAGAAGGCGGGCCAUGAGGUGUUUGAAUGGGGACGCUUGAUCAGUUCGUUGUCGAUGCUGUAUAAGGAUCAGACGCAUCCGGGCAAGGGACCUGCGAGUUGGCUUUGGGGAAAUAUGGUGCUGGAGUAUCUUGCUAGAUCUGGGGGUGCGGGUGACGAGAGGAGGAAGCCGUACUUUGAGGGCUGGGAUAAGUGCCAUGAUAAGUUGGUGCAUUGGGGUGGACGAUAG